Bipolaris sorokiniana ND90Pr is the source of this 1029-nucleotide messenger RNA. RefSeq lists its product as uncharacterized. Bases 1 to 1029 code for a protein of 342 amino acids. Gene Ontology annotation, biological process: NADPH regeneration. The transcript has 2 exons. The record is from RefSeq and is a predicted model, not a curated record. Gene Ontology annotation, cellular component: cytoplasm. Gene Ontology annotation, molecular function: oxidoreductase activity; nucleotide binding. Lineage: Eukaryota; Fungi; Ascomycota; Dothideomycetes; Pleosporales; Pleosporaceae.
AUGACAAUUGGAAUCGCAAUCAUCGGCAGCGGCAUCUUCGCCAAAGAAGAACAUCUCCCAGCCAUCCAAGAUGCCCCCAUCUUGAGUCUAAAAGCAGUCUACUCGCGCUCCCUCAAAUCCGCCCAAUCCCUCUCCGAAAAGCUUUCAGGCGUAGAUUUAUACAGCGACGACCAAGACGGCAAAAGGUUCGACGAUUUGCUAAAACGAGACGACAUCAAAGGCGUAGUGAUCGCCCUCCCCAUCCUCGCCCAACCAGACUACAUAAAGAAAGCCCUGGCAGCCGGGAAAUACGUCUUCGCCGAGAAACCCAUAGCCAAGGACCUCACAGCCGCUUCCUCCCUCCUCUCCUGGACUUCCAACCCCGCAAACACAUCCGUCACCUACACCGUCGCCGAGAACUUCCGCUUCAUCGACUCGUACAUCUGGGCCUCGCAGCAGCUCGCCUCUCUCGGCCGAGUGCUUAGUUUCCGUGUUCGCGUCAUGUUUUUCGUCCCCGUGGGCAGCAAGUACUACGAGACAGCGUGGCGCAAGAAGCCCGAACACCAAGGCGGCUUCGUACUAGACGGCGGCGUGCAUUUCGUGGCUGCUACACGCUUGCUGCUACAAGGUGCCGGGCAGAAAGUCAAAAGAGUGAGUGCGUUUACGGCGCAGUUGCAGGAGCAUCUUCCGCCUGUGGACACGCUGAAUGCGGUUUUACAACUCGAGAAUGGGAGUUCGGGCACUCUGUCUAUUUCUGUGGGAACUACGGACCAAGGGUCUGAGUAUGUGGUUGCGUGUGAGAAGGGCGUGGUGACGGUUUCGCGUGGUAAAGUUGUGGUUAAGAGGCAAGGGGAGGAGGGUGAGACCAAGGAAUUUCCAGAUGAGGGGAAUGGUGUCAAGCAGGAGAUAAAGGCUUGGGCGAAGAGCUUGGAGGAGGGGAAGCGGAAUGAGAUGCAGAGUCCUGAGGAGGCGUUGAAGGAUCUGGAGAUUUUGGAGAGUUGCUUGAAGAGUGGAGAGCAGGGUGGAACACCGAUUGAUGUUGAGCAGUAG